AUGAGUGCAGUGGUGUACAUACGCACCAGGAACAUCAACGAGCCAGCUUCAACAGUGAUGGUCUGCGCGAAGACAAAGGUAGCACCGAUCAAGCGCAUGACUAUUCCAAGAUUAGAGCUUACAGCAGCUCUCUUGUUAACACAACUAGUAGCCUCAACACAGAGGAUGCUUCAGCUCGACCAUGCAGAAACUCAUCUUUGGUCGGAUUCAGCAGUAACACUCGCUUGGAUCAGAAGCCACGCAUCAAGGUGGAAAGAUUUCGUCCACAACCGAGUGGUCAAGAUCCAGGAAACUCUCCCGAAUGCCAUCUGGAGACACGUCAGUGGGAAAGAAAAUCCAGCCGACUGCGCAUCCAGAGGCAUAUCUCCAAGUCAGCUAGCAGAUCAUCAACUUUGGUGGUCAGGACCUGAGUGGAUUAAUCAGGAUCCUGAAGAGUGGCCACAAUCAACAAUUGACGCUCCAGCAAUGGACAUCCCAGAAGUGGCCAAGGAAGCGAAACCAGCACGAGCACAUCCAGUUGCACCAAAAGUCAACGAACUUGCUGAGCUACUCACCAGGUACAGCUCGAUGGCUCGGCUUCUAGCAGUAACAGCGACUAUCAACAGGGCAAUCGACAGAUUCAGGAGACUGCCGACGCCCCCGGGACCAAUCCUGUCAACAAGAGAACUCAACGAAGCGAGAUUAUUCUGGGUAAAAAUAACACAAAAUCAGUACUUUGUUUCAGCCCUUCGUGUGCUUCAGAGAAAUCAACAGCUACCACGAGGUCACCAAUUAGCAAAGCUCACACCAACCCUAGACGAGUUGAACAUCAUGAGACUUGGGGGACGCCUGAAGAACUCAGACCUACACCCUGAAGAGACACACCCAAUAAUCUUGCCACGUCAGUCGAGAUUCACCACACUGGUGAUCGAAGAAGCUCAUCGCAGAACCCUCCACGGAGGGACUCAACUCACGCUGGCCUACACCAGACAAAGGUACUGGAUAAUCGGUGGCAGGGGCACAGUCAGAGCGUACAUUCUGCGCUGUGCUAUCUGCACCAGACACCGAGGGAAGCAGGCUCAACAACAGAUGGGUCAGCUGCCUGCAACCAGAGUAUCACCAUCCAGAGCAUUUCUCCACACAGGGGUGGAUUAUGCAGGUCCAUUCCAGAUCCUGAAGUGGAGACCAACGAAUGCACAAGCAGGACAGGUGCACACUGCAGUUUUUGUGUGCUUCACAACUUCAGCAGUUCACCUAGAACUCGUCAACAGGCAGACCACGGAAGCCUUCCUAGGAGCCUACAAGAGAUUCACCGGAAGACGGGGCAUUCCAGCUGUCAUGUACAGUGACAAUGCCACCACGUUCACCAGCGCAGCAGAAGUUCUAGAAAGGCUCUAUCACCAAGCUUCCAGAGAAAAUCAACGAAUUCAGGCUGCUCUCGCCACCAAUGAGACACAAUGGAGCUUCUCACCACCUAGAGCCCCUCAUUUCGGUGGCAAAUGGGAAGCAGCCGUGAAAUCAACAAAAUAUCACCUCAAAAGAGUCCUGGGAAAGACAACACUAACGUUUGAGGAACUCAACACCAUAGUGAUCCAGAUAGAGGCCUGUCUAAACUCCAGGCCAAUCUGUCCGAUGUCGGACGACCCAGAAGAUCUCCAAGUGCUCACAUCAGGACAUUUUUUGAUAGGUGAGCCUCUCCAAGUUACCCCAGAGUCUUCAUACGUCAACGAGAACCCCAGCAAAUUUCGACGAUGGAACCUGGUGACGCAGAUAGUUCACCAGUUCUGGUCCAGGUGGUCCAAAGAGUGUCUUCAACGGUACCAGUCAAUAUACAAGUGGAAGAUACGUCAACACAACAUAGAGGUUGGCAAUAUGGUGCUGAUGAUGGAAGACAGCUUUCCACCAACGCAGUGGCCAAUUGCCAGAGUCAUAGCAACGAAACCAGGAGCAGAUGGGCUUACAAGGGUAGCCAAAGUGAGAAUCACCAAGGUAGAAGUCGGCACGCAUCCAGACGGGUCACCAAACCUCCAGAACAUCAAAACGACCCACUCGGAGUUUGAUCGACCAAUCGCCAAGCUCUGUCUGUUGCCAACAGACCCACCACCACCAGAACAGCCUCCAGAAGAAGAUCAACUAGAGGACGAAGAAGACCAACAGAACGACAACCAGUAA
Diachasma alloeum is the source of this 2151-nucleotide messenger RNA. RefSeq lists its product as uncharacterized. Gene Ontology annotation, biological process: DNA integration. The record is from RefSeq and is a predicted model, not a curated record. Lineage: Eukaryota; Metazoa; Arthropoda; Insecta; Hymenoptera; Braconidae. The transcript has a single exon. Gene Ontology annotation, molecular function: nucleic acid binding. Bases 1 to 2151 code for a protein of 716 amino acids.